This is a messenger RNA of Geodia barretti, 1980 nucleotides long. Lineage: Eukaryota; Metazoa; Porifera; Demospongiae; Tetractinellida; Geodiidae. The record is from the annotation of a GenBank genome assembly.
CAUGCAGUAGGGUAAGUCCACUUCUCUUGGAAGGCACUCUCCACUGCAGUAGAUUCGUUCCUUGCACAAAAAGUUGGGCCAACAUCCAUUAGACAAGAACUCUACGUCCGCAGAAUUUUGUAAGAAAGCUGUGAAGGCAGAAGAAGAGGAGAGGGAGGGAGUAAAAUGGCUCUGGCUGCUUCUACUAAUGCUGCUGGGUUUGCUAAACGGAGCAGAAAGCCCUACACCUACGAGAGACUGAGCGACCUGCGACUCGGCAGCAGUCCCGUGAGUGUCAUGGGAGUUGCAGUACUGUUCAAGGCGCCCUACCAGAGCAGGGGACGUGACUUCACCUGCACCGUGGAGAUAGUGGACGAGGGGUGCAGCAACUCCCCUGUCCCGCUCAUCUUCUUCAACAAGGAGAAGGAGAAACUCCCGAGAGGGGUUAAUGUCGGGGAUGUGGUGUGUGUGAGGAGGGUGGAGGUGGGAGAGUUCAACCACCGGCUCCAGGGGAAGUGCCGUAAUCACUCCAGUUGGUUGGUCUGGGGCAGUAGCCAGCGGGGAGGAGGACGAGAAGGACGAGGGAAAGCACCCACACUGACGUCUGAAGGAGCUUCUUGGGACUCUCUCGAAAUGACGAGAGCUGGGAAACUUCUCUCCUGGAGCACCUCUGUUGGAACUGACUCCCAGCUCCCUGGGCCCAGUAACCAACCGGCCAGCGUCCCCCUGUCCCCGCUACGCGGCGGCUCCUCAGUCCUCCCACUCUCCGACAUCACCAUCGUCGACCACAAGAUCAACAUCCUCAGUGUCGUAAAGACCGUCUCUCUCCCUCAGAAAUCCCGCGGGCCCGAUUAUUUCAUUAGCGUGGUGCUGAUCGACGAGACUAACUCGAGCGAUGGUUUUCCGUUGACGCUGUUUGCGCCGGAGGAGAACGAACUUCCCCAGGUAGGUGACCCCGGUUCUGUUGUCUACCUGACCAACGUGAAGAUCACAGAGUACGAGGGAAGCAUCCUGGGCUGCGGCCACCAGCGUUCGAGAGUCGUCUGUUUCACCUCGCAGUCUGACAGUGGAGAGAUGGUGGCCAAAGGUGGUGACGAUGCUGACGUUCCGAACAAUGUGAGGCAGAGGGCGCAGUUUCUUCUAGAGUGGGUGGCAACUGCCCAACCGGCUCUAGUAACAGUGGAACCUUCCCAACUCCCACCAGAAUCCCAAACUACAACUUCAGUCGCUCCUGCUGCAAACCCUUCAUCUUCUAUUCAGGUGGAUCCUGCAGCAAAUACGUCAUCUUCUGUUCAGGUGGAUUCCGGGCCCGUCUUUGAGCCGCCGACUUUCCUCACAGUCAUGUUCCACCCGACGUGGCCGCUCUGCACACUCAGGGAUGUUCUAGACUCCUCCGCAGUUCCCUUGGGUUUCCGUCUCCGAGUGAAGGUCCUUCAAGUAGCGCAGCCCCUGGACCAGUGUUGUCAGCUGCGAUGUCCGCAGUGCAAACACCAUUACCCUCCCUCGCAGGAGGAGGAAAACCAGGGAAGUAAUGGGGAAUGCGAGAGAUGCAGCGAAGGUGAACCAGUCAACCUACGAUACAUGUACACUCUCUCUCUACUCGUCGGGGAUUUGUCGGGUGUUACCUCCCUGGUCCACCUGACAGACACUGACGCCAGCGAUUUCUUCCGGAACCUUCCGCCGGCCGAUUUGAAUGAAGAUUCCACCACAAGAGAGUCGCUGUUGAAGAUACUGAGAUCACUCUGUGGUGGGGAGGACCCGUUUUCAACCUCGUCUGACCCACAGCGUUUGCUGUCGGACAAAUCUCGUCCGUGGAUCGAUUGCUGUGUCCAGACCUACCCCUCGUGGAAGGGGGCACAGCUUCGUAUCAUAGACACAUGGUAUAUACGUCAAUAGGGACCACCACAAGCUGUCACAACAAUGCCCUAUCGGUUCCUGUGGCUCGUGCGUGACCUGCUUACAUUCUCUGGGAGUAAUGUAUACUUUACUAUCUUGGAUAUC